Hyalella azteca is the source of this 8506-nucleotide messenger RNA. RefSeq names its product cation-independent mannose-6-phosphate receptor (gene Lerp). NCBI's taxonomy places the organism in Eukaryota, Metazoa, Arthropoda, Malacostraca, Amphipoda, Hyalellidae. The record is from RefSeq and is a predicted model, not a curated record. Gene Ontology annotation, cellular component: trans-Golgi network; late endosome; plasma membrane. Gene Ontology annotation, biological process: lysosomal transport. Gene Ontology annotation, molecular function: D-mannose binding; signaling receptor activity; insulin-like growth factor binding. The transcript has 5 exons. Bases 435 to 4439 code for a protein of 1334 amino acids.
GAUUUGCGUGGUCUGUACGACUCCGCGACUCGAUUUGAAUGUCAUGGUCAAGUGCAGCAAGGCCAAAUUAGUAGAAUAAAAACUUUCACUUAGAGUGAUAUCUCCUAUGAGUUAAUGGCUUUAUAUCUAAUCCAAACAAAGAACUAUCAACCUAUUAGUGUACUGGUAGCCGUAGGAAGGAAAAUUUAUUCGGGUGUGCGGUUCUCUGAACUCGGAAGGCAUGAGUAAUGCUCACGUGAUAUAACGUAUGUUUACGAAAUUCUCUUAUGAGCAAGAAGCGCUCAUCUAGAUUCCUGUCACUUGAGGUGCAGCCGUAGCCUUGGCAGUGCGAAAACGACUAGUGAAAUUUCAGUGUGACUGUGAACUGUGAAGGAUAUUGAAAAUAGUGUUCACGUAAUACUUCUUCCUGAAAAGUUCAUGCUGAAACAAUUACAAUGAAAUCUCGCGAAGUAUUUAGAACGAUGAUAUUGAGUUGUUUAGUGUUCAUCGUUUGUUUGACAAUGGUGACUGAUGUUGGUGCUAGUGACUCUAAAACUAAAUGCACCCUGACCACAGAUGAUCACUUUUACGAUUUAACAUCACUUGCCGAAAAUGAUUACUGGUCGGUUGAAGACAGAGUAAGGUACAAAGAUUUUAACCUGAACUUUUAUCUUAGCCUCUGCCAUCCACUUCGCAAUACUCCACCUGGGUCUCACUGUUCUGAUGUUGGUGCUGGUGUGUGUGUUGUACAGAUAAGUAAAAACGAAUCCUUGGAUUUAUCAGACAGGAUCAUAACAGUAGUGAAUGACAAUGCAGGAAUGGUCACAGAUAGUUCCUUACAACUAACAAGUGAAGGAUGGCUGGAGUACAAAUUUACAGAUGGUACCCCAUGCGAGUUUCAUGGGACUUCUGCAAACUACACAACAUCUCUUAAUUUACUCUGCCCUGAUGCUGGAAAACAAGAAAGUGCUGGACCACUUCUGAUGAGCAAUACAGCUUGUUAUCUUACUUUUGCCUGGCUGACGCAGGCUGCAUGUCCAAAAAUAUUAGAUAACCAAAAACACCUGACUUGUGUGGAUAAAUUCAUCAAUUCAAGUGAAAAACUCAAUUUGCACAGUCUUCACUCUUCCACAUUUUACAAUGUGUCAUCUAUUUUGGAUGGAAAACAAUAUCAAAUAAACAUCUGUGGUGCAAUAGAAACAGGUUCUUGUGGUGGGAAAAAUGCCACUGUGUGUGAUGUUAGUAAUGCCACCAACCCAGUUGUCAUCAGUCAGUUGACAAGAACAGAUAUAGAUGUCAUGUGGGAUGGUCCUUACUUCUCACUUCACUAUGAUAAAAUAUCAGAUCCUGCCGACUCUUCUGGUACUGAGAAAAAUGUUGUGAUCAAGUUCCUUUGUGAUCGUCAUGCCCAUAACACCACAAUUUAUUUCAUAGCUGGAAAUUCAUCUCAUCUCUAUUUUUAUGCCAAAACAUCUGUUGUGUGUUCUCCUGAAGAACAUGGAUGUAUAAUUAAAGACAGGAAGAAUCAAGUCUUUGAUCUCAGACCACUGCACAAGAAAGAAGAAAAUUGGGAGGUUCUUGAUCGUCGAGAAGAUCAUAGGGAUGUACUGUAUCAUCUCAACUUGUGUGGGCCAGUAAAUCCUGUGGGCUUCUAUUCCUGCCCUCCUGGAAAUGUUGGGGCUUGCCAGACCAGCCUUAACAGACAAACUGCUUAUAAUCUUGGCUACAUCACUUCUGACCCUGUCAUUAAUUCUGAUGGUACCAUCACCAUCAUCUACACAGGAGGAGAUGCUUGCAAUCAAGGGAAGCACACACGCUCCACUCGCAUCAUUCUUUCGUGUGACAAGUAUGAACAUGAACCUGUCUUCCUUGAAGAAUCUCCUACCUGCGAGCUUGUAUUCUUGUGGGCCACUCCUUUUGCUUGCCCAAAGCAUGUAGUUGAGUCGCAAACUUGCCAGAUACAGGACCCUCUUUAUGGAUUCUUGUAUGAUCUCACCCCCCUGAGGAACUCAACUCAAGAUUAUUCAGCCCACGAUGGAUUAAAUGACUACCACGUCAACAUUUGUGGACCUGUCAUUGAGGAUUAUGGUAGCUCAAUUCUUGCAAACGCUUCCAUUGUAAUUUCCAAAGCUUCAUCAAAGACGAAAAUAAGUGGUGGAAGGUCUCCAGGCAAGCUUAUCUUCAACGAUGGAACACUCACCAUGGAGUUCUCAAAUGGAUCACAGUGUCAAGAUGGUAAGACUGGAUCAUCUCGGAUUAUAUUCCUCUGUGACCAUGAAAUAAAUGAUUCAUCAACCGGUCUCACAGUGUUCAGGAAUUCCGAUCCUUGUGACUCAAAUUUUGUAUGGAGAACAAAGCAUGCCUGUCCUCCUCACACGGUCAUUGACUGUAGUGUGACCACAAGUGACGGUUUCCUGUACGACUUGAACCCACUGUCUUUGUCAAAUAUGAACCAAGAAGAACUCAAUACCAAGAACGAUGUGAGGUACGUGCUAAACGUGUGUCGGUCGGUUGUGCACAGCAAAGACUCCAGAUGUGCUUACGAUGCAGCUGCCUGUCUCAUAGAUGAAUCUCAUAACAACAAAUCUCUCAACCUGGGCGUUGUGGGGAAGGGGCCAUUUGUUGAAAAUGGUCGUCUUAAGAUCAAGUAUGAAAAUGGAGACAAAUGCAAUGCCACCCACAGGUACUCUACUGAAAUCUAUUUUGAGUGUGAUGAAGAAAAUUUGUAUCCUUAUCCAAGCCUUGCAACUCAAGAAAAUUGCAAGUAUAUCUUUGAAUGGAAAACAAGACAAGCUUGCAGAGAGAAAAUUGAGCCAUCAAGUUUUGGAAAUUGCAGUGCUACUGACAUUUUUACGAAUUAUCAGUAUGAUUUGUCUCAUUUAAAGAUAGCCAAGGUUUACGAAGUAUCUAAAGGUGAUGUAAGUCUUCUUCUCAAUGUGUGUGGGCCUGUUAUUGACAGCAGGUGCCCUGACGCAUCCAGUGGAUCGUGCGUCAAGAACAAGAGCGAAAAAGGUUAUCGCAGUGGCGGCAAAGCAAAUGCAGAGCUGAUGGUAAUACCAGGUACCUUAACCUUGCGCUACACGAACGGUGAUACUUGUUCCAACGGGGUCAAUGCAACGACGCUCAUAAGCUUCUUCUGUGGCGCCGAGAAGACAGCAGAAGGCCCCGUGCUUGUGUCGGUUGACACUGAGAGCUGCACUUACUAUGUUAACUGGCACACUGAGCUUGCUUGCGAGUACCGGAUCUCAUGUUUGGCUCAUGGCUAUGAUGAAACCAUAGACCUACGUCCUCUAAUCCAACACGACUCCAACUACGAGGUUCCAGUUAAGGACGAUGAGAAGUUCUUCAUCAAUAUCUGUCGGCCCCUGAACCACGUACACGAGAGCACCUGUAUCGCGGGUGCUUCUACAUGCCACGUGACUUACCACGCCAACGGCACCUCUAGCUCAGACAGCCUUGGCAAGCCUCUCACUCCGCCCAUAUACGACCACGAUGGUUCUGUACUCAUCAUGUAUUCUCUGGGCUCCCAGUGUCGGCAGAAGCCUGGCUUGAAGUACAGCACCAAGAUCAUUUUAUUGUGUGAUCCCAGUGCUGGAAAAGGUUCUCCAAAGUUCGUUACCGUGACGGACGACUGCCAGUACAAGUUUGAAUGGCGCACAAUAUUUGUCUGCCCUCCCGCAAGUCUAACUCCGAAAGACACCGACAACUCGUCAUGUCAGAUCCGCCACGAACCUGGCAAAGCAAACCUAGACUUGUCUUCUCUGCGCAAGGACCGCGGCUACAUUGUACCUUUCCGCGGCGAGUCAUACCUCGUGAACGUAUGUGGCUCAGUUUGUGGCGAGUCCGGAGUUUGUACAGACUCGACACAGAUCAGUUACGGUCUCAGUGACUUGUUCCAAUUCAAGUGGGACUUGGGCAAGUUGAAGCUUGUUUACUAUGGAGGCGAGUCGUGUGCUAGUUCGUUGUCGGGAAAACGAUCGUCAACGAUUUUCUUUGAGUGCGACAUGUCAGCUGGCUUCGGCCACCCAGAAGCCGAUCCUCUCAUGGAAGAUCUCGAAUGCAUGGCUGCUUUUACGUGGAAGACGAACGUCACGUGUCUGGAGGCCAUGUAUGCCAAUACUUCAGAGAAUUCCGAACCUACUUCAACAACGAAAAAGCCAGCAACAACCAGCUUACCCCGGACCACAGCUUUGCCCUUCAUCACAACGCUUCCUAGUAUCGACAGCAACAGCACCGCGGCGGGAGCUGGUGCCGUUUCCCCUGCUGGCAGCGGAGGAGUGUCAGCAGGCGUUGCUGCGCUCAUUACCUGCGUUUUUGUUCUCGCUCUCGCUGGGGGUAUCUUCUAUGCAGUCAGAUCGGGUCUGUUGCACCGCCUCAUCAACAGAGCCAAGAUGUCCACCGCAACACCUCGGUACUCAUCCAGGCGUGGAGGUAUGAUGCUUCUUGAUGACUCGUUGUAACCCACCUCCUUCACCUGCCCUGCUGGAGUUCUCUCGGAGGCUGCUCAGUGGCCGGCCGUCUGCGCCUGGGAUAAUUCUUUUUACAAUCUGCAACUACUUUGAUGCCGUGUGUUUAAGAUACGGGAGUUAUCACUUCGCUCUUUGCAAUGAAAUGGAGAGCUUAAUAUGGAAGAGACAUCGUGCAUUUCCUGUUUGUUGCUUUUGCUUUGUGGUGUACCCUGAUGAAACAAACUUUUAGCUGCUGUCUACAACUGAGUAAUAAAAAGUUUUUUAAAGGUUAGUGGUGAUUUUGUUAGUUCAGUGAAUCUGAUGAACUGAAAUUUGAGCGUCAAAUUGAUGGAACAUACCGAGACCAUUUACAGCACCGGGUAGAAGUUAGUUGAAAUUUUGAAUGCCAACUCAUCACCGAAAUUUAGAAAAACCUGUGAUUUUUAUAAAGUAAAAUUUAUUUGCGAAAAAAUAUAAGUAGAUUAGAGUCGUUGUUCGAUGAUAAUUUUAUCUGUUGAAUUUGAAUUUGAGCUCAUAGUUGGUGUACACAUAGGCGGGGUUCAUUGUUGAAGCUUAGUGAUAUUAUUUCGUACAUUAGUUUAUAUUUUGAGCAUGCUACGGAUUUUCUCGUUGAGGUUGGACGCCAUAGUCGUUCUGGACUCGUUGGAGGACGGUGUGGUGUCGUCAGGCCCAGGGUGCGUGCUUGUAAGCAGUUGUUCAUUCAUGUUAUUUGCGUGUGCUGGAGCUUGCUUAGUCUAGUCAGGAACAGGCUUCAUACUUGUGUACCGUAAUAUUAUCAUUAAUUUCGACAAUUCAUAACGAAAUUGUAAUCGUUGCUUGUAAAACCUUGCCAAAGGAAGGUGUAAUGCACUUCAAAUGAUAUAAAUAUCGGAUUUUUUUUAGAAUCUAUCACUGAACUGCGCGCCGCUGCUGUGUGACUGGCAAAUUCUUGCGGGCCAGACAUCGUGGUGCUCCUUAAUUUGUACUCAAAUACAGAGCGCGUCCUAACGCAUGAUCAAUUCAAGUUAUUAUGGCCCUCUUGAUCUAGUUUUAUGUCAUGCGUUCAUCAGAAUCAUUCUAAAUGUAAAUGAAUGAUGUUUUUUCAGGUUUACCGUUACCCUCCUAAUUUUUGCGUUCAUGAGUUGUCUUCGUAGACGUAGUUGUGAUCCAUGUGCGUUAUUUUAAGUAGAUUUCGAAGCGCUAGUCAUCUAUAUUCAGUAAGUGCUGUAGUCAAUAAUUUUAUUCCUUUAUUGGGGAAAUAAUUUCAGCAAUUACUCUCAGUUGGAGACAUCUGUCAAUUAUGUGUCAUUUAUAUUAUGCGCGACAACAGGAAGAUUGGCUCUCAAGCUCAAGAAGAUUUGUUCUUUACUGUACAUAUGUUGCCCACACAUUAGAAGCCGAUGACUAGCCUAAACACUUCGGCCAUAGUUUCGGAAAUUGCUACUUGUCUAGCUAAAUAAAAUUUUCAUGUUUUUUAUCUCCAUUGUUUUCGUAAAAUUACUGGCCCUAUUUCUCCAAUGAAUUUUGUAUGAAAUCCUUGUCUGACGAAUGGAGACAGGGCUGUUCAAAUUGUGACUGCAGACGUCAUUCGUAAUUGGAAUGAUGUCUGGAGAAAUGUUUUGUUUCUGAAGAAUUGAUGGAACGAUCAGGAGAGGGCGAUUCUGUGUGAGGCAACAAGUUCCAUCGAUGCCUUCACCUUCCCUCUUGUGCCUCCAAGAGUCCCGCUCAUGUGGGUGGGAGGGUCUCAAAACGAACAUUAUCUGGCCCGAAAGCCGUAUUUUGCACCUUCGUGCCCUCGGAUAUGGUCAGCAUGAGUCCACUACCGCUAAAGCGUGAUUACUGAAUCUCGUAUUAUCAAUAUUUCCACAAAUCACUCGUUGAAGAAAUUUCAUUUUUUUAUGUUUUUGGAACGAUAUUGAGUUCUUAUUCUCUCCCCAAUGAUUCAUCAGGAGGAAUGCGAUCUCUUAUGUUCACAUAUUCCUAGAUUAAGUUUUAUUUCGAAAGCGCGUAGAUUUUACAAUUGUUGAUUGGAAUGUUUGCCUUGAAUUGUUGUAGUUAUUCAACUGGCACUUCAAGCAUCUUUCAAAAGGAGUUUAUAUUGGUAAAAUAAAGCAUUAACUUCGUUCAUUAUUAACGCUAACUGCUGAUGGGUGUUGUUAUCGCUCAUCGGUGGCUGGUGAGCCCUGGCCUAUAGUUCCUAGCUUUUUAUAUGGGUUGCUUGCUCAAAAAAAAAAAUUUGUCCCAAGUCGUUGCAAAUCCAUAUUCAUCAAAGUAAUUGCUUUGUUUGGUGUAUUGCAAUGCUCAUGUUUUUGUUCUUUAUACGCUUAGGGAUAAGUUCUUAUGAUAUAUAUUUGUUUUGUAUUAAAAGAGUUUUUAGUGAGCUAAGCACUUACAAAUCAAUCCCAUGCUUCGUCGACCAGUCGCAUCUAAGUGAAUUCCCGUUUUGAAUUAUGAAUUAUUCUUCAGAGAAACAAAAUUCAGCGUGAAAAUGUUGACGUUAACUCGGAAUUAAUUAAUUACAAGAUUUUCACAAACAGUAUAUAGGUAUAGUUGUCCCCAUUUGACUCGAAUUUCCAUCAACUUAAGAAUAUACAUCACAAAUUCAUUAUACUUUUUCAUGGGCUACUCGUUGAGACAUAAGGCUGAGCAGCUUGCAUUUCAUUGUUGCCUUAGCUAACUUUGCAACGUUUUCACUGAAAAUCUUGCAAGUUGCUUAGUCUUUUUCGGGAAAGAAUCCAUGACCGAAUUAUGACAGAUUACCUAACAGGUUUCCAAGUGUCGAGUUUUAUUUCCUUAUGCUUUUAAUAUUAGCUUCAUUUGCACCGAAUUAUUACCUGUAUUCUUUUAUUGCACGUCAGUACAAUGGAUAUAAAGUCAUUUUGAUGAUAUAAAGGCUUCAGCUUAUCUCUAUAAGAUCUGCACGUAAGAUAUUUUUUUCUGUAUUGAGAGUGGCAUGGCAUGGCAUGCGUACGUAUGAAUUGCUUCAAUGGCAGGAUCGCGCUGAAUUGUAUAUGAAUGCCUUUGUGCUGUGUUGUCAAGGCUCGGAGGAGCGGUGUAACUGCGGGCGGGUUAAACAUCGAAAUUAUCUAAAUGUUAGCAAUCUUAUGAUAUGUAAAUUCAUGUUUUUCCCCAAGCUUGGUAAAAUGUUCUUUAUUAGCUGUGAAGCAUUCUCACACUUGAGCAACAUAUCCAUUUUUAAUUUCUCUAUUAUUUCAAAAUUGCAGUCAAAUUUUUUUUUGCAGCCUGAUAUAACAUGUAUGUACCUAGACAUACAAUGUAUCUAAGUGAUAUAGCGUAUCGAUUAUCAUUUCUUUUAUUCGAUCUUGCUACUGUUUGUGAUGUAAGUAUCUUCCAUGCUCAUACAAGACAUUGAUUAUACCGCAAGUAUUUUGUACAUUCAUUUAUAUAUAUCGAGUAUAUUCUUAUAGCGGAUCUUACAGUGUGGGGUUGUGAUUUUUUCAUUAUAUCAUGGUUAAUCGUACUGACAGUCAAUUCUACUUUGCUAUUACUAUCAUGUUAAUUCAUUGGCCUUUCAAAGCAUAUCGCUCACAACAUGCGAACAUCUCUUUUGUUAAUCAGUAGCUUGCAAGUAACAAUUCUUACAUCCGGAAAUUUUUCAUGGAAACUAUUUAAAUGUAUAUCGUACACGUGUAUCUGUGCCUGGAGCUUCAUUCAUUCAUAAGAGUAUUAAUUCGUCUAUAUAUUGCGUGACUUCGAUGCCUGUGAUUCAAUCGAAGUUUCAUGUGGCGCGGUUGCAAACAAUGAAACUCAUUAUUGCUUUGUUGCAAGACAUCAUGGUAGCAAGUUAGUUGCAACAAGUAAAUUGUUCUCAGGAUAAGAACAGUUCGUUAUGCAUUAGAGGUUUAGACCAAAUGAAGCAUUUGGUUAUGCAUUAGAUCAUAUAAAGACAGUGAUGUCGGUUUUUUAGGAGUUUUACGUUACGUUAGCGGGGUAAAUUACCUCUAUACGAGUUACCUAAUGAAGUAAAUACCAUUCCAAUAAUCAGAUUUAUUAUCGAGUCUUAUAAGGGUAUUGCGCUGUGUGUUUCAUCUUUUGUAUACAUUAUAUUUGGAAGUAUA